CUCUCCGACCUCGGCUGAAGGACACGGCUUCGCCACUUCCAGCCUAGUUUCACUUCGCCCCUCAAAUACCCCGAUGCCGGUUGGUCGGCUAUCUCCUAUCAUUCCCAUGAUCUUUCACUCUUGUUUUCGAUACAUUGGGUAAGAUGGCAGCAGUAGAUGGCGCAGAGGUAGCGCAGCAUGACAAUAGGAAGUCGUGUUGGAUUGUUCUCGACUCCAAAGUGUACGAUGUCACGAAGUUUCUUUCGAAGCAUCCAGGCGGAGCAGCUAUCAUAUUGAAGAACGCUGGCACGGAUGCUACCGAGGAAUUUAAGAAGUACCAUCCCUUGGACUAUGUAAAGGAUCUAUCGGAGGGAAGCAUAGUUGGACCUAUCAAUCCAGAUACAUUAGGAAGGCUGCGAGAGAAAAAAGAAGUCAAUGCCGCACCUGCAGACUCCGCAAAUACCGACAGAGAGAUACCCCACCUUACCAUGUGUGUAUCAUGUCCAGAUUUUGAGAGAGCAGCGAGAGCUGUGCUCCCGCACAAGAGCUUCGUGUAUGCUAGCACAUCGGCGAACACCGGACUAUCAUUGAAGACGAAUCUUGACGACUGGGGUCGUAUCAACUUCCGCCCGCGCGUGAUGCGCAACGUAGGUGACGUUGAUUCUCGACGAUCCAUAUUUGGGCACACCUCGCAAUACCCAUUCUACAUAUCUCCUAUGGGCACGCUAGGUGCCAUCCAUCCAGAAGCGGAGCCAGAGAUGGUCCGCGGAGCAGUGCGGAAAGGCGCGCAUAUGGUGGUCAGUACAGCAUCGACAAAAACUUCACAGCAGAUCAUGCAAGCCUACAUAGACGAACAGACAAGGCUAAACAACAAGAGCCCAACGCAGUUAUUCUACCAAUAUUACAUGCCAGUGGAUCGCAAGAAGGCCAUCGAGCUGAUGCACAUUGUCAAAAAAUCGGGAUAUAAGGGCAUCUGGAUAACGGUCGACACACCUGUUCUCGGCAAGCGAACUGCCGAUCGCGUCCUGCAGGCGGAAGAAGCGCUCGCUGUAGGCCUGGAUGAGGAGGGUACGGCGGAGUGGGAAGCUGGGGGUGAGAACGCGUUUGCGCCUGCAAUGGGCGGACGAGUCGUCAGUGGCCAGCUGAGUCCGCACACAACAUGGGAAGAUCUAGCCUGGAUACGAAAGGAAUGGGAAGGCCCCAUUGUGUUGAAGGGCAUACAGACCGCCGACGAUGCAAAGCUGGCUUACGAGUACGGUUGCGAUGGCAUUUUGCUGAGCAACCACGGUGGUCGUCAAUUGCACACUGCGCCCAGCGCGCUCAUGACGUUGUUAGAGAUACGGACAUACUGCCCCGAAAUCAUCGGAAAACUGGAGAUCUUCCUCGAUGGCGGAUUGCGCGACGGAAGUGACGUUCUCAAGGCACUUUGCCUGGGUGCGACAGCCGUCGGAGUAGGUCGGCCCUUCAUGUACGCGCUUGCGGCAUACGGAAGUCAAGGUGUGGAGAGGUGUAUUGAUGUGCUUGCCGAGGAGCUUACUUUGGGCAUGCGCCUACUGGGCGUCACCGCAUUGGACCAGUUGAAGCCCGAAAUGGUGAAUGCAUCGCGACUACUGAACGAGAUGUGGAGACCAGAAAGCAACAGCAUCAGCAUCAAGAGUCGUUUAUAGUGAUGUUCCCAUCUGGUCUUGGGCAUCGUAGUACAUGUAACGCAGCGGUUGAAACCGCAUAGUAAAUGCAACAUCGAAC
Paraphaeosphaeria sporulosa is the source of this 1725-nucleotide messenger RNA. RefSeq names its product L-lactate dehydrogenase. The transcript is spliced from 5 exons. The coding region runs from base 144 to 1646 and encodes 500 amino acids. Gene Ontology annotation, molecular function: heme binding; oxidoreductase activity. NCBI's taxonomy places the organism in Eukaryota, Fungi, Ascomycota, Dothideomycetes, Pleosporales, Didymosphaeriaceae. The record is from RefSeq and is a predicted model, not a curated record.